Didymodactylos carnosus is the source of this 465-nucleotide messenger RNA. The record is from the annotation of a GenBank genome assembly. NCBI's taxonomy places the organism in Eukaryota, Metazoa, Rotifera, Eurotatoria, Philodinida, Philodinidae.
AUGUUAGACAGUAUUAAAGAUAUACAAUUUGCAAUGCUAACAACAUUAGAUAAAGACAAUCAACUACAUUCACGUCCUAUGGCCUAUAAACAGGUGGAUAAAGAUGGUGAACUUUGGUUUUUUACUCGCGCUGAUUCACAUAAAGUCGACGAAAUAAAAAAGAAUAGUCUUGUUAAUGUCGCAUUUUCUGAUCCAUCGAAACAAAAUUAUGUGUCAGUCUGUGGCAGAGCUGAAUUAAUCCGAGAUAAACAAAAAGCAAAAGAAUUAUGGAAUGAUUAUUUGAAAGCAUGGUUUCCAGGCGGUCUCGAUGAUCCGGAUCUAGCACUUCUUCGAAUAGAUAUUGAUUCAGCAGAAUAUUGGGACUCGGCUUCAAAUAUAAUGACACGUGCUGUUGGUUACGUGAAAGCUGCUUUGGGUGAUGGUAGUAAAUUAGAAGGUGAAAAUAAGAAAGUCAAUUUUCCAUAA